CUAGACAAAUCCUAAUAAUGUGCUUAAAUUAAAUGUCCUUAUUUUCAAUAACCAUUUUGACCCAGGUAAGUAAGCUUUAUUUAACACAAUAAAUCAAAUGGCUUUGAAUGAAAAUGUGCAAUUCAUGAAUCUCUCAUAUGGUAAUAGGAUGACCAAAUUAUGGGAAAUCCCUCUAUUUGGGCCUGCAGCCUAUAUAAGACUAUAAAUGUAUUAAUCAUGAAUAGUGUUCACUUGAGGUCAAUACUUAAAGACAUUCCUCAACAGAGGCCAUGAACAUCCUGAUUGGUGAGUAGUGAUGAGGAAAUACUUGUAAAUGCUGCUUUCUCUUCCUCUGCUGAUCAACUCCAGAAACAGCACAGAGACUCUUAACUGAUAGCACUGCAUAGUUCAUUUUAACUCAUCUGGACCUUUUUUAAGAAGUAAAUAUUAUAUUUAUUAUAACUUUACUUCUGCUCAAACUGCUAACUGUGGUAUGUUGAACUGCUGUAGUCACUUCUGGCUUAGGUUUCACAUUACAUGGACUAUUCUGAACUCAUGCAGUUAUUUAGCCUGAGGGGAGGCAUGCCCAGUGCUGUAGCACAGAGGAGCUGCUGAGGAGAGACACACGCUUUGUUCUCUCUCUACCACACACACUCGCACACACACUGUGCUGGUGGAUGUAAGAAGGGAUUGUUUUUGAUGCCUCUACGGUUCUUGAUUCUUCUCCCCUCUCAGUUUUCGUCCUUCACUGCUCCAUGGCCACUCUCGCCCGCAGCGCGCCUCUGCAGCCGGAGAUGGGCGCACUUGUUGAGGGAACGCAGUUCCAGGAGAUCGUGCUGAGGAGCCGCAGCUUGAUAGAAAAGAUCCUGCUCUCCAUUCCCGACACACACAAAGAAUGCAUUCACAUCGAGACACUAAAACUAAAUUCUUCAGAAAAUGCCAAUUUUGUGACAAUGGCAUCCACCAUCGGCAUCCCGGCUGCUCCUGUUCUCAAAGUGGUGUCAGAAAACUUCUCUUUGGAGACCGGUUUGAGACGCAUGUCAGAGGGUCUUCAGCUGCACCGGGCCUUACUGCGCUCCGUCUCUCCUCGGCUAGAACAGAAAGACAGAGUGAUCGGGCUACAGGCUGACAUCAGAGACCUCGUGGUUCAGAUCAAUAAGAUGCUGAAAAUGACCCACGCCGAGGCUGUGGUGCAGCCCUCUCCGACCCCCGUGGCCUUGCGUCUCCCGGGGGAAUAUGAGGUCCAGGUGGCGGCUCACCUGACCCUGGUCCAGCUGCAGGCCUUCGGGCAGGACACGACGCGCUGCCUCAGAGGUCUGGACCGGAGCAAUGACGAGGAAAUGCAGAGCUGACUAACAUUUUUACUCUAAUUGCAUUUGGUUUUUGUCCAAAUCAUACCUUUUAUCUGUCAUUUUUUACCACGGUUAAUAUUUAUUUAUGUUAAAUGAUUAUAUAUUUAUUUUUGUAAUCUAUUUAUAUAUAUUUAUGAAUGUGGAAUAUUUAUUUAGGGAAUUAAUUUAUGAUAAGUGUGUCCUGUUUUAUUACGUAGCAUUGACUGUAAAUUAAAUCUUCUUUAAUUUAGUCUGAAAAUAAUUUAAAUGGUUCAAAUACUAUACUAUAAAGCGAGGUUCAAUGAUAAUAAAGCAGAACAGAACAUUUACAGACAGCUUUUUACUUUGUAAUAACUACUUUCUCUCAGCAGAGACAUUCAUCUUCUUAUUAUAGACACAUGCAUUUCCAAACAUUCGGUCUACCUACGCUGUAAAAUGUAUUAUCUCUUCGACUUACACACGGCAUCUAUUGCACGUCUGU
Gymnodraco acuticeps is the source of this 1791-nucleotide messenger RNA. RefSeq names its product colony stimulating factor 3 (granulocyte) a (gene csf3a). Gene Ontology annotation, biological process: macrophage differentiation; neutrophil differentiation; myeloid cell development. Gene Ontology annotation, molecular function: cytokine activity. Gene Ontology annotation, cellular component: extracellular region. The transcript has 4 exons. Lineage: Eukaryota; Metazoa; Chordata; Actinopteri; Perciformes; Bathydraconidae. The record is from RefSeq and is a predicted model, not a curated record. The coding region runs from base 735 to 1331 and encodes 198 amino acids.